AUGCUCUGCCCCUGUCGACGGCUGUGCCAUGGACCCGCGGCGCGGUCGCAGUCUGUCCUCGCGGCACUUCUGCGCAUCCGCCAGCAGUACCAACGUCCACCCCACGCGCUCAACCGCCGCGACACGACGUCACCUCGCGACUUCAACACCGUCACGGUAGCAGAGGAGCGGCAGAGACUGAUGGGGGAGGCGAUGAAAAUCCUUCGCAAAGAGGUGCGCGGUGCGGACGCGCUCUCGGACGUGGAUGCUACUUCUGCCACGUUCUGCGUGGAGGUGGGGAAGCUUCUGAGCGUUGCGGCUGCGUUCGGUGCCGCCACGACGACCCCGCGCGUUGUCGAGACGCUGCAGUGGGUUCGGGUGAACAAGUCGCACCUNGCGUUCGGUGCCGCCACGACGACCCCGCGCGUUGUCGAGACGCUGCAGUGGGUUCGGGUGAACAAGUCGCACCUAACGUCACCGCGGCAGGUGAUGUCCAUCUGCAUGCCGCUGCUGAACCUCAGGGACGGCAGAAGCGCCGGUCGGAAUUUUGUCGUGACCGAGCUCUGCACACCGCUACUGACAGCGCUGGAGGCGCCCAUGACUGGCGCUGAAGCGCUGACAGAGUUGGAGCUCAAACAGCACCGAAGCGCCAUCACCUCCGUCUUUAAUCUUGUUGGGAAGAUGCUGGAUUGCGGCGGCAGCAGCAGCAGCACUGAUGUUGAUGAGAUGAGGAAAGAUGAGAGUGACCAUGACGGUGACCAACUCGGUGGUUCAACUGAGAUGGAAUCGUUGCUGCCAAAGCAGGCUGCAUUGCUCUUCACGCAUGGCGUCGACGCGCUGCUUCUGUUGAAGGAGCGGUCGCUGCCCCCACUCGAGGUUGUUGACUGCCUCCACAUUCUGCAGGCGUGCCAGCGCCUCGAGGCAGCAUGCACCCACGAAGAUGUUGAGAGGGUGCACGCGGCACUGACACGGGUGCUGCCGAUGAUCGAUGCGGCGCUCGGUCCAUCGGCGGGAGGGACUACUAAGCGACCUUCGGAUGUUUGUCACCUUCUCUCUGUGGCCUCUCGACUGCAGCAGCGAGAGAGCAUGGCGCAAGUAUCCCGCACCGCCCUUGCGCUGCUUCCCCCGGCACUGGCAUCUUCAACUGUAAAAGAUAUUUGCGUUGCAUUGCAGGUGCUGGCGCGUCUGCGAAAUAGUGCACCGGAAGUUGCCGAUGCACCGGUGCUGCAGCGCAUAGUUGAUGCGGCGCGGCCAAGGCUUUUUCUACUGAAUGAAACACUUCCAGGCACUUUGCGACACAUUGAGUGCUCGGUGCUCAUGACGAAUUUCACGCGUCUUGAUGUUGAUGUUUCGGAGGAUCUCAUAAAUCUCCUCUGCAACUGUUUCUUGACUCACAUGGAGUUAGCCCAACCCGCACAGCUUAUCCCGUUUCUGCAGGGCUUGUCUCGAUACAGCGAGGCGGCAAUGAGGUCUUCAAGCAAGACAAAUUCUGUACCUUUAUGGGAAAGCUCACGUCUUUCGGCUCUGCUGCCGUGUCUUGAACAAACUGCGGAUCGCGUUGUUGUUUGCGACUCCGCUUGCAGGUUGACAAGCCAUGAGGCGGCACAGCUUCUACUUGCCUUGUCGCAGCUCCGGUGCCCACGAGUAGUGACUGUUUACGUUGCGUUGGAACCCACACUUGAAGAGGCCAUCGAACGUUUGUCAACAGGUGUGGUCGAUAGCGGGAGCGAUAAUGGAAACAGUGGCGAGACGCAGAAAUCUGAGCAAGACGCGGCUGUCAUUGCCGGUCUUACUGCUCUUAUCAUGCAGGCUCUCCAUGCAUUUCGAAGCGAAGCGGUGACUUUCCUGCGGGAGGAAGAGAUGUGCGUGCGGCGUGCUGGAGAGCUGUAUGAGAAGCUUCGAAAUGGCGCUAUCGACGGUAUCGCGCAGAUACAGCAGCCCAAGGGUCUUGUGAUGUUACUGCAUCUACUCACCCCUGAGGGUAGAGGUGCAGGUUACACACGGCUAGAGGAUGGUGGCAGCAGCGGCAACUUUGCUGUGGACAAUGAAACUGCAGCAACUAAAAACGUUUCAUCGCCACAUCCGCUUGAUGCCGCGGCGCAGCAGGUGUGCUGCCUCGCGCCUGUCUCGAAUGCGUACGAAGUUGGUGCUCUCGCAAAGGCAAUGGGAGAGUUGUGUUCAAAGGGUCUCGUCAGGGAGUCAGAGGCUCAAGAGGCUAUUGCCACACUCUUGCAACGCAGCGAGGUUGUGGAGUUGACUCUCUAUGAUACACAGUCUCUCCUUGACGGCAUGAGAAGGGCGCACGUGCUGUCUAUGCCGUCUGCCUUUCUUCGCCGUAUCGCGGCACUGCUGCAGACAGCACCGAAGAAGACGACAUCAAUGAUUCGUCGCUUGUUACCACUUCUAAAGGCUGGAGCAGUUAAACCCAACGAAAUGGAUGCACUGGUCAAUCUCGUGGUGGUGGCGAUGGGCAAUGCCCGCACUCUAAUGGCUGAAUCCACCUCACCACCACCGCUACGCGAAACGGCUCUCCUUGCUUACACUUUGGCGCAGCUUUACGGUGUCGUGUCUACCGAUGCAUUGGCAGACAAUGACGUGGAAGUGGAAGUGGUGCCAGAAGAAGCAGGAGUUGAAGAGUCUGCGGAGUCUAUCGAUGACACAAUGGAUGAAGUGAAGAUGAUCACCCACGAGGCAUUUAAAGCUUUGGGUGACGCCGCCUGCUCCUGCCUACAGCAACACGUCAAUUCCAAUAGCAAGAACACCAACAACAGUGGUACCAUUAGCAGUGGCAACUCUCAUCAGAUAUCCCCACAGGAGGUUGUCAUGCUCGUGCAGAGUUUUGAAAACGUGGGGGUUAGGCACUACGCGUUGCUGUAUGAAGUUCUUCCACUGGUGCGGGACAUGUCUGAGGGGAUGGAGCCGCUGGAACUUUCGCUGCUCCUGAAUGCAUUUGCACGUCUCGGUGUGUGGAACGGGCGAGUUUUGGACGCACUGGCUCGUAAUGUCGCAGAAAAGGUGCAGACGUGCAGCCUCAAGCAGUGCCAGUCCAUCCUAAAAGCGCUUCAGUCUUCUGGGUUUCUUCGCCCCAGUGCGUUUGUGUCGACACCAGAGCAUCAAAGUAGUGUUUCGAGGGAUUGGCAUUCUGCCGGCACCCAAGACACGCAUGCCGCUGUUGAUCCACUGGUGGCGCUCGCGACAAGUGUCGUGGGGCGCAUGAACACGCUGAUCGAAAGACCCGAGUCUGUUGCGGCGGUGUUGCAGUCACAUAGCCUGGAGGAUGUCGUCUCAGUUGUUAGGGUGCUUGGCUUCUUUGACCAGCCGCCACAACCUGCCUUCGACAUGUACCUCGGUAUCGGUAUUAAAAGACUCGUGUCUGUUGCGAAAGAGGCCAGUGACGACAUUUUGCCGCAUGAGCAGCGCAAGCGGCUGAUGGCCAUCGUCUCUCUCUCAGAGUAUGUCUGCAGACUCAGGCAGUACGAUCGUCAGUGUGUGUCCACGCGGGCGAUUGUGCAUGCACUUCCCCCGCACGCGUUGCCGGCAUCGUUGCUGACAGCAGGUCUGCAGGUCAUGCCGGAGGAGAAGGUUGCGGAGCUGUAUUACUGGCGGUGUGUCUUUGCAAUGCUCUACAGUGUUCCGUUCCCAUCAGAGGAGGCCUUGCCAGUGUUACAGGUGGUUUCGGAGAAGUUGUGGACGGGGGAUGUGGUGCGUAAUCCUCGACGUGUCGGCACCGCUUUGCGGUAUUUGACGAAGAUUAACUGCGACCAUAUUGGCGAUCCCAAUUUGGUGUGUGACAUUGUGUUUUCUCUCGUGAGGCGACAGGCUGCGGGAAUGGAUGGCGGCGCUGCAGAUGCUGAAAGGAAUGAAAAACAGAAUGAUCUACAGUCAUUGUACUCUGUGAAGGCGGCGACGGCGCUGAUUGAGGCUCUUUGUUCUUGUUGUCUUAUCACCGCAUGUUCUACACGCCAUCAUGACGAGUCUCAGCGGCUGAUAUACUUCGUGGAACACCUCCUGAUGAACACGGGACAGCUGCGCCCCGUUACAAUAGAAAGUGCUGCUCUGCUUGCGGUUGCCGCAAUAGAUGUGACAGGCCGUCAGGGCGCGGAAAAAGCGUGGCUAGACGAGGUACAGCAAAAUAUUCUUGUGAAGGAGAGCCAGCUUUCUGUUCAUGAUGCGGUGAAUAUACUACUAGCUGGGGCACUCACUCAUGAGGUGGGCCUUGUGAAGGCCAAGACGGUUGAAUGUGCCGCUCGUGUAUUGACGGGCCAACUGGGAAAGACUGACCAGACAGGUUUAUGGCUUCUGCCGGAGCUCCACCGCCUCCUAACGACGGGUAAUGCGUGCUUUGCGACGUGGUGUGAGCAGUCUGCAUCAGUUGCCGACAGUGGCACCUUGCUGCAAGUGCACGAACGAGUCGUUCCUGCGCUGCUGCGGUCGCUGCGUUCUGCUAACAAGAAUACCUCCCCGACACUGAGUGUACGGUGCCGCACUGAUGUGGCGGAUGUGUACCGGUACUGUGCAGCUGCGCGGGUGGGCAGCGAGGAGCUUGGGGAACUUGUGUUGGAUGCGAGGGUUGCACGUGAGCCUGCCCACACACAGCCACGCAAUACGACUGCGUGA
Messenger RNA from Trypanosoma grayi, 4596 nucleotides. RefSeq lists its product as hypothetical. The record is from RefSeq and is a predicted model, not a curated record. Bases 1 to 4596 code for a protein of 1531 amino acids. The transcript has a single exon. NCBI's taxonomy places the organism in Eukaryota, Euglenozoa, Kinetoplastea, Trypanosomatida, Trypanosomatidae.